Messenger RNA from Cucurbitaria berberidis CBS 394.84, 2135 nucleotides. RefSeq lists its product as uncharacterized. Bases 484 to 1959 code for a protein of 491 amino acids. NCBI's taxonomy places the organism in Eukaryota, Fungi, Ascomycota, Dothideomycetes, Pleosporales, Cucurbitariaceae. Gene Ontology annotation, biological process: amino acid transmembrane transport. The transcript is spliced from 6 exons. Gene Ontology annotation, cellular component: vacuolar membrane. The record is from RefSeq and is a predicted model, not a curated record. Gene Ontology annotation, molecular function: amino acid transmembrane transporter activity.
GAGACACGAAAGGACCUUGGCGAGAAAGAGCUCACAGUGUCUUCCGGGUACUGUAGCAUCAUCCUCGUUAUUCAGAUUCGAUCAUCACUCGAUCCUCUAUCGUCAUUACAUCUACCUCAUGAAACUCUGUGUUUCUACUCGCUCUGGGUUGACUACGCUUGAAUUCCAUGGAUGACUAGGGGAUCAACCCAAUCUCUGGAUGCCAGGACCAUGCGUGCGCCGUCUGAUUCCAAUCCCUGGAUUUUCGUUCAUUGAUCAGUGCUUCUGCACUUGGGUCCGCUCUGCACUUGGUUCCGCUGCCAUACGUCCCAAAUAGCAUACGUUUGUUCAUGUGGAGCGAAAGACCCUCUCGUCCAUCUCUACGACAUCCUUUCCUAAGUCUUCUUUCUCACACUGCCUCUUGUUUCUUCGAGCUUGAGCUAUCAUACCCUUUCCCGCAGCCCGAUCUCAUCGCAGUCCGUUGAAUCGCAGUCCUUCAUUAGUAUGGUUACCGUUAGAGAGACGGACGCAAGCGCGUCCACUUCGUUAACAAAGCCCAGCACAGCACUUCUGGCGCUCAGUGACGAGCAGAAAAUCACUGAAUAUGAAAAACCCCUACAACAUCAAAACACCGCUUUGAUCGGUCUAGGAGGACAGGUCAAGACGCCCACAGAGACCGACAUCUUCGGCGACGAGAAAGGAGCAGAGAUUGACUACAAGACAUGUAAAUGGUGGCAUACCGGUAUCCUAAUGCUCGCCGAAAAUGCCAGUCUAGGAGUCCUCUCCCUCCCUCAGGCCCUCGCAAUCCUCGGUCUCGUCCCCGCUCUGCUCUGCAUCUGCUUCCUCGGCAUCAUUGCAACCUAUACCGGCUGUAUCCUUGGCGAGUUCAAGCUCGCACACCCAUCCGUACAAUCAUUUGCCGACUGCGGCCAACUCAUCGGCGGGCCUGUCCUGCGCUGGGUGUUUGCGGUAGCGCAGUUGUUGUUCUUACUGUUCAUCAUGGGCGCACAUGUUUUAAGUUUCGCGAUUGCGAUGAACGCCAUGACUGAGCAUGGAGCGUGUACGAUUGUGUUUAGUGUUAUGGGGUUAGUGGUGUGUUUUGUAUCAGGGUUGCCGAGGACCUUCAAAAAUGUGUCUUAUUUCUCGAUCUUCUCUUGUGUAUCCGUCCUCGUAGCCGUCCUCGUGGCGAUGAUAGCAAUCGGCAUUGAGAAGCCAGAUGCGGGUAACAUCAUUGCUGUCCGCCCUAAUGUACCCCUUGUCAAAGGACUAGGACCGGUCAUGAACAUCAUCCUCGCAUACACCGGCCAUGUAGCUUACUUUUCGUUCCAAGCCGAGCUCAAAGACCCGCGCGAUUUCGAGAAAGCGCUUCUAUUCGGACAGGCCAUCGCCGUUACAUUCUACAUGCUUAUAUCCGUUGUCAUAUACUACUACGCCGGGCCUCUCGUGGCCUCUCCCGCACUUGGCUCUGCAUCCCCUCUUAUCUCUAAGAUUUGUUUUGGCAUCGCUUUGCCGACUAUUGUUAUUGCAGGUGUAAUCAAUGGCUCAGUCGCAUGCAAAUUUAUUUACCUAAGAAUGUGGUCGGGGACGAAUGUUGUACACCAGAAUAGCUGGAAGAGUUUGGGGAGUUGGUGGGGUAUUUGUGGCGUGUGCUGGGUGGUGAGUUGGGUGCUUGCGGAGGCGAUUCCGAAUUUCAAUCUUUUGCUUGGGUUGAUUGGUGCGCUAUUUGGGAGUUGGUUCAGCUACGCUAUUCCACCGGUUCUCUAUAUGUAUCAGCACAAGGGAACGCUAUUGUCAACAAAGCGCAAGGUCGCUAUGACGAUAUUCAACUGCUUCGUUAUGGUAUUAGGUGUUGCUAUCUUCGCUCUAGGUAUGUGGUCGUCUGGAUGGGGGCUCCAUCAGAGCUCCCGCGCGAAGGUCUUUUCCUGUGACAACAACUGGCACCCUGUUAGCUGGGUAGCAAACGAUAAGAAAGCUCCCUAAGAACAAUAAUUCAAGCCGCGGUGAAAUCCGGCACCGAAGAGUAGGAUUAUGAAAGCCCGGUGUGUUGGCAUGAGGCACCCUAAGAUGAAAAGAUCCCUGUAAAUAAGAACUUGUGGCGGCUUUUAUUCCCAAGCCUUAGGCUAGGUCCACGACCCAAACCCUAUCUUUCCAGAACU